GCAGAUACGUCACCCACACGCGUCACUGGUCUGACUCCACCGUCGAGCUGCGUGUUUAGCUGCGUGUUUACCUGCUUGAUCUCUAACAAUGGCGUCCAGACGACGGGCGGGUGACAGCCUGAAAACUGACAAGAAGAAGAAAAGGAAGAACAAGACGAGGUGUGAGGAAGCAGCUGAGCUCUGUUCGCUCGUAGAAGACGAGCAGGUGAAGAAGAGCGCGCAGGAGGCGUGGAGCCAGAGGACUUGCCACAGACACGGAGACCUGGAGUUGGACUGCCACCCUUUCCCUCACUGCAUCAUCAAGAACUUCCUUGCCAGCGAGAGCUUCGUGGAGAGCUUGCAAAGAGAACUGAUGGAUCUCAACUUCCAUGAGAAGUCAAAUGAUCUAUACAAAUUUAAACAGUCAGACGACUUGAAGAAGAGAACAGAGCCACAUAUCUCGGGGCUGAGAGCAGCACUGUUUGGGCGUUUCCGCUCCUGGCUUGGAGAAGUGUUGCAGGUUGAACUGGAGCCCAUAGUGGAUAUUUCUUGUGCCAAAUAUGAAUACACAGACGUCCUUUUGUGUCACGAUGAUGAAUUGGAGGGGAGGCGUGUUGCUUUCAUUCUGUAUCUCGUGCCUCCGUGGCAGAGCAGUGACGGGGGAACCCUCGAUCUCUACACAACAGACAGUAAUUUCCAACCGCAGAGUAUAGUGAAGUCACUUGUACCCUCUUUGAACACGCUCAUACUUUUUGAAGUUUCUCCAGUCUCCUUUCACCAAGUGUCAGAGGUUUUGACGCAGGACAAGUGUCGUUUGUCUCUGAGCGGCUGGUUUCACGGGCCGCCAUUGGGGCGGCCUCCUCGCCACAGAGAGCCCGCUGUCUUACGAAGCCCACACUUACCAAGAGAUGAAACAUUGCUGCUGGAGUGGGUCAACCCAGCGUACAUGGACUUAUCCUACCAAGAGCAGAUUCAGCAGGAAUUUGAGGACAGCUCUGAAAUUCAGCUCAAAGAUUUUCUCAAGGAAGAGAAGUUCAGGGAGGUGAAAGAAGCACUGCGACUCACCCAGAUCGAGUGGGCAAAGAGGGGACCUCCUAACAAGAGAUGCUACGAAGUGGCCUCCCUGGGUACACUGCCCCAGUGUGUGAGUGCAUGUUGGGAGCUGCUUUCUUCAGAAGCUUUCUUCCUGCUUCUCUCCAACUUCACCGGCCUUCGAUUGCAUUACCUGUGUCCUGCUGAUGAUGAUGACGCUGAAGAAGAAGAGAGCGAGGAUGUACGGAACGCAGAAGCCACAGGGUCUUUGACGGAAUCCCCAUCAGCAAAUGGGAGCGGAGAGAAAGAGCUGAGCACACCUGUGCAUUGUGGAGAACUGCGUCGAUGGUCUCAUGGCGGCUACACUCUGUUGCACGAUGCAGAAGCAGCACGUGCAGAGUACGCUUUGGACCUCGUUUUACCUUUUUGUGGUGCGGACUGGCAGUCAGAGUUUGGGGGUUUUACUUGUUAUGUUGCUAAUGAAGAGGAUGAGGAGCUGCUGACAGUGUAUCCGGAGGAUAAUUCUCUCGCCCUCGUCUACAGAGACAAAGAAACCCUAAAAUUUGUUAAACAUGUCAACCACAAAAGCUUGUCUGAUUCUGCUAACGCUAACAGUUCUACCCGCGGCGCAUUUUAUGACUUUUCUUUUGUGUAUUAUGAAUAAAUAUUUCUAUCCAUAUAA
Molecule: messenger RNA, 1693 nt
Organism: Gasterosteus aculeatus aculeatus (three-spined stickleback)
Lineage: Eukaryota; Metazoa; Chordata; Actinopteri; Perciformes; Gasterosteidae
Gene: ogfod1
Product: 2-oxoglutarate and iron-dependent oxygenase domain containing 1
Biological process (GO): peptidyl-proline hydroxylation; regulation of translational termination
Cellular component (GO): cytoplasm
Molecular function (GO): peptidyl-proline dioxygenase activity; L-ascorbic acid binding; iron ion binding
Source: RefSeq, a predicted model, not a curated record